Molecule: messenger RNA, 1267 nt
Organism: Penaeus indicus
Lineage: Eukaryota; Metazoa; Arthropoda; Malacostraca; Decapoda; Penaeidae
Product: zinc-regulated GTPase metalloprotein activator 1-like
Exons: 13
Coding region: 91-1224 (377 amino acids)
Cellular component (GO): cytoplasm
Source: RefSeq, a predicted model, not a curated record
GCUCAGCUGUGAAACGUAAACAAACUUUGUUUUGGUAAAAAACGUGCCUGUCUUUCGGCUAUAUAUAUCUUCUGGGAGAUUAGAAGAACCAUGUUGGGCGAGGAGGAGAACCAGGAAGCGCCGAUGUUGGUAGGAGAAAGCGAUGAUGAUGAGGAAGCACCAGAUCUCGUUGAAGUGGGGAAUGCCGUUCGGGUGCCAGUGACCAUCCUCACAGGGUACCUGGGGGCUGGCAAGACCACUCUCCUCAACUACAUCCUCACACAAGAACACAAUAAGAAGAUCGCAGUCAUCCUCAAUGAAUUUGGAGAAGGCAGUUCCAUGGAGAAGAGUUUAAACAUCAGCCAAGAUGGAGACCUGUUUGAGGAGUGGCUUGAACUGCGCAAUGGAUGUCUCUGCUGCUCAGUUAAAGACAACGGAGUGAAGGCGAUCGAGAACCUGAUGAAGAAGAGAGGAAAGUUCGACUACAUUCUGCUCGAAACCACAGGCCUCGCUGAUCCGGGACCCAUUGCGUCGCUCUUCUGGAUGGAUAAACAAUUGGAGAGUGAAAUCUACCUCGAUGGCAUCAUAACCGUUUUGGACUCCAAAUACGCGCAAAAGAACAUCACGGAGAAGAAGCCGGAGAGCGUAGUCAACGAGGCAGUGAGACAGGUGGCUCUGGCGGACCUGCUUAUUCUGAACAAAAUAGAUCUCGUGGACACGGCGCAGAAACAGGUGGUGACGCAGCUGGUUAGAACCAUCAACAGCUCGGCGGCGAUCAUCCAGACGGAGCGGUGCAGAGUCGACCUGGACAAGAUCCUGGACCUGCACGCCUACGACUCCUUCAGUGCAGACUCCUACGAGCGCACUCUGCACGGCCGCUUCGUGGAGGACCUGCCCCAUCUCGACCAGAAAGUCCGCACAGUGACGGUGGAGGUGGAGGGCAGCAUGACGGAGGACGCAGUCGACAACCUGGUGGAGGCGUUGCUGUGGGAGCGGACAGUCACCUCAUCCACCGGCAGCCAAGUUAACAUCUACAGGAUGAAGGGCAUACUGUCAGUAGUGGGAGAGAAGACCCCGGUGAUGCUACAAGCUGUCCAGGAACUAUAUGAGACGGAGCCAGUUGGGUCUUGGUCGGACGGCUGUGCUCGCUCCUGUAAAUUAGUUUUGAUAGGAGAAAACCUGGAGGAGGGGAGAAUACGCGACUACCUCAAGUCACUAGUUGCAACGACCCCUGCAUUGCUGUGAUUAAACGUGUUGUAAAGUCCAAUAAACAAGUAUUGAAAUCUGC